This is a messenger RNA of Bipolaris maydis ATCC 48331, 2196 nucleotides long. Its product is annotated as P-loop containing nucleoside triphosphate hydrolase protein. Gene Ontology annotation, molecular function: preribosome binding; ATP binding; RNA binding. NCBI's taxonomy places the organism in Eukaryota, Fungi, Ascomycota, Dothideomycetes, Pleosporales, Pleosporaceae. Gene Ontology annotation, cellular component: nucleus. Gene Ontology annotation, biological process: ribosome biogenesis. The record is from RefSeq and is a predicted model, not a curated record.
AUGGCUCCCACAGGUCGGCCAACUUUAGAAGACCGCUUGGAAGCCGAAGUCCGCAAAGUGGUCGAGAAGUACUUGAGCGACAAAGGAAUUUCACCCUCGGAAUUACGAACCUCUAUAAUCUACCAAUACAUCCAAAGGCAAAACUCCAACCUGAAAAGGCGGUCAAAGAGACAACUCGAAGACUUGAUUGAUCGUGCGAUAGACGCCAUCCAGGAAGACGAGUCUAGAGACGACGAAGAAGACAAUGUGGAGCUGAGGGGAAACUCUAUCAUGGAAGAGGCUCGAGAUGUUUCAGGUGAUUUCAUGAACCGUCAAAUUGUUGCUGGAUGGACAACAUCCCUGGCUACUUCCAACGACAAGAGCAGCAAGCGAGAGGGAGAGAGACCGAAAGACGACCGCGACAGCAAAAGGCAGAAACGCACUUCAACCCGAGAGAGCUCAAUUAGGAUUGCUGGGCCUACCGAUGUGAGCCUGCAAGAUUUGGGGGGUGUUGACGAUGUCAAGGAGCAGCUCAAAGACCAUUUGGUCCUGCCCUUGCUGGAUCCGCAAGAGUACACCAGUCGGAAGAUCCCCAUUCCUCGCGGCAUCCUCCUUCACGGCCCACCAGGAUGCGGCAAAACACUCAUCAGCAAAGCAUUCGCUGCCGAGCUCGGCGUACCAUUCGUCGAAAUCCUCGGCCCUUCUAUCGUAUCUGGCAUUUCUGGAGAGUCAGAGAAACAAAUCCGCGAACAUUUCGACAGGGCCAGAGAGGUUGCGCCAUGCCUGCUCUUCAUUGAUGAGAUCGAUGUGAUCGCGCCGAAACGUGACAAUGCGCAGAGCCAAAUGGACAAGAGAAUAGUAGCUCAACUCCUCAUCUCUAUGGAUAGUCUGGCUAUGGAGGGCAAUGAUGGCAAACCGGUCAUUGUGCUAGCAGCGACAAACCGCCCAGACGAUCUUGACCCGGCACUUCGACGAGGAGGGCGCUUUGACACGGAAAUCAACAUGGGUGUGCCAAGCGAAUCCGUACGCAAGUCAAUUCUCACGGCUCUCACAAGGGAAACGAAGCUAUCACCAGAUGUUGAUCUCCACUUUUUGGCAAAGCGCACCGCUGGCUUUGUUGGUGCAGACUUGAAAGACCUUGUCAGCAAAGCGGGAACUUUCUCAAUGGCUCAGUAUCGUAGAGCACUCGAACAGCAGACAAGCGCCAUGGAAGGCAUCAUGGAUAUUGACAACAAUGUCCCCCAGAGCGAGGAGGCCACCGUGAACCGAUCUAUCCGGCUUCUCAUUCAACGAGUAAAAGACAAAGAGGCUCCACGUCCCGAAGGCUUCGAACAUCCAUUCAUCGACAUGGCGGCCUUCAAAGCUGUUCUACCAUCAAUCACGCCUUCGUCUAGGCGAGAAGGCUUCGCAACAGUACCAGACAUUACAUGGAGUGAUGUGGGUGCGCUAGAGGGUAUUCGAGAAGAGCUCAAGAUGGCCAUCUGCGCACCAAUCGAAGAUCCUGAAAGGUUUGCUCGAGUCGGCAUUACAGCACCUGCUGGGGUCCUGCUAUGGGGUCCACCGGGUUGUGGCAAGACACUCAUCGCAAAGGCUGCAGCUGCUGAGUCCAAGGCAAACUUCAUCAGCGUCAGAGGACCCGAGCUAACGAAUAAGUAUCUCGGAGAAUCAGAACGCGCCAUCCGGCAACUUUUCGAGCGCGCUCGCUCUUCUGUUCCAUGUAUCAUCUUCUUCGACGAGUUUGAUGCAAUUACGCCCAAGCGCUCUACAGAGCUCCACGAAGCCUCCGCCCGAGUCGUCAACACACUCCUAACGGAACUCGAUGGCCUUGCCGCACGAGAUGGUAUCUAUCUGAUCGCUGCGACUAACCGUCCUGAGAUGAUUGACCAAGCCUUGUUACGUCCAGGCCGCCUAGAGACCCUCCUUUACGUUCCUCCCCCCCAGCCGAGCGAACGUGUCAACAUCCUUCGGUCUCUCAUUCGUAAGCGCGGAGUCAUAAAUCCCGAUCUGGCUGAGAUAGGAAGCCGUGACAUGUGCAACAACUUUUCUGGUGCUGAUCUGGAGAGUUUGUUGCGAAGAGCAGGUCAGCAUGCCUUCAAGCGAGGAGCUGAGUGUGUUGAGGAGCUAGACAUGAUCGAGGCAGCAAAGUUAGUGCAGCCUAGUGUGAGAGACAUCGAGAGAUACGAGAGGCUGAGGGAGACAUUCGAAAAGCCGUUGUAA